AUGAUCUGGAACCUGGGCCACUUGUUUGGUACUCCCAUCACCAAUAUCAUCAAAUUCCUCGUCUUCAUUUAUUCGUUAGGUGAAGGAGAAAUGCCCGAGGGCAAGACCAAGGCCGAGCAGGUCGAGAUUGUGCGCAAGGCGUUUGUCCAAGCACUGAUGACCAUGUUUGAAAAACCCCCAGGAUUUCCAGCCACCCUUCCGGACUAUUGCACCUACGAAAUGGCGGGCCAUAUUAUCAUGUCCCACGCCGGAAAAAAUGGUCUCUUUCCCUUUCGCGAGCUCGAUUGGACAGCUGAGUUGCGUGCUAUGGAUAAAGCAGGAGACAAUGUGUUGGACGGUAUGGAAAUCGAUAUGCUCAAGUCUGUCCUUGGAUUAGAGCAACAGGACAAGGAAAUGGCUCUCGAGAUUAUCACCGAGCGAUACCCACACCGAAACAAGGCUACAUGGCGAUCACUGGCAGCUGCUUGGGAAGAGACUGCUACAAAUCGAUACAAAGGUAUUUCCAGAACGUCUCUAGAGAAUGGAGAUCAAGUGGCAAUGUAUCUCAAUCAUUUCAAACAUCGAUUUCCCGGCGCAUACGGCAAGAAACGCUUGCGUACUAGUGUGCAUGACCGUGUUUUGGCAGCUGCUUACAAAGCACGGUACUUUUGUCGAUCUAAAGAUGGAAAAGUAGCACGUAUCAUGCACUACAGGUUCCCUCACCGAUCCGCUUCUCAGUGGCAGGGUCUUAUGAACUCCACCUUUGAUCAAUGGCUGCAGCUUUACAACUUUCCAAAGUUUUACGAUGAUCGAUCUUGGAUGGCAUACUAUCGUGCUCAGAAGGACAGUAUCGAGGCAUCACGGAGGCGAAGUCUCAAGGGCAAAGAAAAGGAGGCUUAG
Molecule: messenger RNA, 879 nt
Organism: Yarrowia lipolytica CLIB122
Lineage: Eukaryota; Fungi; Ascomycota; Dipodascomycetes; Dipodascales
Source: RefSeq, a predicted model, not a curated record